Messenger RNA from Schistosoma curassoni, 701 nucleotides. The record is from the annotation of a GenBank genome assembly. NCBI's taxonomy places the organism in Eukaryota, Metazoa, Platyhelminthes, Trematoda, Strigeidida, Schistosomatidae.
AUGAAAUAAACAUAGCCGGUAUUAAUAAUGAAAUGAUUUUCCUUCAUUAUUCAUUUGCAUAAAAUUUCUAAUAAACGUUCAAUAAAAUGUUUUGAAUUCGCUUAUUUGAAAAACAGUUUUGGUCAUACUUAGAAAUGAACCAAGGAUCAUAUUCUUGAAUCACAAUUUUAUAUAAUAAUUAUUAAUUAUAUAACAUGUGUUUGUACCAUGGAUUUUUUUUGGAUUUUAAGAUGACUACUCCAUUUUAUGUUCGACAAUCUCAUCUAUCUUGGGUACCUGCUACUGCAGGAAAAGAUCAACCAACAAAUGGAGUCGAAGCAGAUUCUCGUAUUUAUGUUGCUCGAGGUGAAGUAAAUGGACAUGUAAUACCAGGAAAAUUGCCUCUUAGAAUAGGUGCAGCUUUUAUACCUUGUGAUGGAAAAGAACAUGGACUUUGUAAAUUUGAAAUUUUGUGUAAUACAAACGUAUUUCCAAAUCAAUCAUUAUACAAUUGGAUUCCAGCAUCUGAUGGUAGGGUCCCAGCUGGUGCUUUAUUGGCUGGUACAACCACUGAUGGUUUACCAUUAUAUGUUGCUCGUGCUUCCAUAAACAAUGAGAUGUGUGUGGGAAAAGUAAACUCUGAAUAUGAAUGUGCACUUAUGCCUUGGGGAAAUGUUGAACAUAAAGUAAAAGAAUAUGACGUUCUUUGUUUGAUUGAAUAA